This is a messenger RNA of Brienomyrus brachyistius, 1577 nucleotides long. RefSeq names its product IQ motif containing K (gene iqck). The record is from RefSeq and is a predicted model, not a curated record. Gene Ontology annotation, molecular function: protein binding. The transcript is spliced from 9 exons. NCBI's taxonomy places the organism in Eukaryota, Metazoa, Chordata, Actinopteri, Osteoglossiformes, Mormyridae. The coding region runs from base 65 to 967 and encodes 300 amino acids.
AGCAACCGAGCGCUAUCUGACGCGUCCUUAGCAACCCGUUUUUAAUAACCCGUCAAAUUCUACAAUGGACAUAGUGGCCGAAAAUAAAUCUUUGUGGCAACAGAUAUGUGAGGAAUACGAGUCGGAGCUGCCUAGUCCGCCAGGAGCAGCCGCCCUGAGUCCUUACCGCCCGCAACACGAGGUGGCAGUAUACAGUGAGCUGGUGAAGAAUGAUCCUGCAAGGGCAGGCUGCUCUGCAUGGCGAGGAACACCGUCACUGGAUCAUAAUCAGCCCCAAUCCCCUGAUUCCGUCUUGCAGCAAAAUGCCACCACUCUCUACCUGGAGAGCGCUAUAUUCCCUGUGUUGCUGCCUGGACUGGAAGCUUUGCUCAUAGAGGCGCAGAAAGAAGACUGUGUGGAGAGGAAAAGGGCCAAAUUCAACGCCUGUGACUUUUUGACGGAGUGGCUCUAUAACCAUAACCCCCGAAGACUGGGCAACGGCCCCCCAAUAAAUUUCCUGGAGAUCCCGUUUGUCAAAGACUGGCUGAGCAGACACCCCCGCCCACCAAUCCCGCUGUCUCUGCUGCUGUCGGAUGCCGAGGCUGCACUUCUGAUCCAGUCUCAUUGGCGUGGCUAUAGGGUCCGCAGGCGCCCAGAUGUGCAGGAGCUGCGGCAGUGGCAGAGAGAGCUGCGCGCACAGAGCCGCGGCGUUAUGGAGACACUGCGGGAGUUCUGGGCCCAUCAGGAGAGUCGAGUGUCCCGGGAGAUGGCGGAGCUGGAGGACCCCGUGCCCCCCGACGCCUCAGUAGUCUCCAUCCUGGUGCUGUCGCCGACCCCCCAGAGCACCAUGGUCCUCUCACCCACCGCACAGGCCCCCCUGGAUGUCGGUGAAGCCGCCGACAGGAUGGAGUCCCCCCCUCCGUCCAUGGCGUCGCUGACCGUUCCCAAGCCGGAUCUUGGCCCGGUCCCUCCUCUGCUGAAUGAGUAGGCCUCACGCCCACAGCCUUGGCUACCUGGACGGCCACCACACGACUGGGCUAUUUGUGACGCUUCAUCUCCAUCCCACACAGCGCUUCACGAGUUCCAGUCGCCCGCAAUCUAACAAGCGACACAAAAAAUUACGGAAGGACCCUAAGAACGAGCGAAUGAUUCACGCCUCCCCCGCGUCGAUAAGGCGUGCCAAUGCAGUCCUGUCCACCAUGGGCGUCGCCACCAUUAAGUCUGAGGGGGUCUGAGCGUGUCCCCCUCGCAUUUCAUAAUCAUUCGUUUGGAUCCCCCCACAUUUAACAUAAAAUAUUACUUUUAUGCCAGUGUGCCCCCCCCCCCAUUCAGAAUGCUUCUGACGCCCCUGCUGUCCACCCUUCUCGUAUCCACUGGGGACAUUUUUUUUUCCAGAAGCAUUAGGAGGUUAAAAAAAACAAUGAAAGUUGUUGCUGAGAUGAAGCUUAUCUGUGCAGCCCGUUUCCUGUUUGUCAUGCAGCUGAAUGAACCAGUUUGACCUGAGAGAGGAAAAGGAACCAGUGGGACAAAUUAAUGGGAUUUCCAACUUUAUUGCUGGUAAAAGUGACAGAAAUGAAAAUCAUAUAAAUAAAAUGAAA